AUGGACGAAGACGCAUCCACGUCCGCGUCGGUCGCGUCGACGUCGGCAUCUCCGGCCGCCUGCGCCUCAACUGCAGCGACCGGCACCGAGUCCGAUAGCUCCACUGCGCCGACACCUCAAGCUGAGUCACAAACACCUGCAUCGCUUGCGAUAAGCAAGAAGGCGCCUCUGGUAGGCAAGCGACGUAAGCUGCCGUCGUGCGACUCGUGUCGAUUGAGACGGGUUCUGUGCGUUCCUGUGCCUCCUCCCGGAAGCUGCAGUCGCUGUCUGGACAAGGGGAUAAUGCAAGUAAUGGUCCCUUGCAAGUUGGUACGACUUGUAGGUCUUAUGAAUCUAUCGGACUGACCUCAUUUCUGAACUGUGCGCCGGUAGAUGCACGAGCACUCCGGUGAUUCGAAAGAAGCCCACGGGCAGGACGGGUCGCAGGAUCGAGCAAGCGAGGUGAGUUACGGCUCAGUGUUCUUGCGAUGAAAAACUUUAUCCUGAUGUCCACAGUGGGUACUAGGGCAACGUUUGGCGCGAUGGAGACAAGCUCGUUGGAUUCUGCUCCAGUGGCCGACAGCCAGGCCUGGCGGACUACACAAACUUCGUCGACCCCACUAAGCCAGCCUUCGAUACCUUCUAGCUCAAGAGAAGUUUUGUCACUGCCGAGCUUCUCGACCAAAGAUCUCGAUUCCCGCUUGGCUCAGAUGCAGCUGUCGGGCGAGCUUGUGGCCCAUCUCCUCGGACUUUGGCAGGAGCUGCCCCAAUCCUGGCUCUCUGUGAUUCCUCAAGCACGUCUUAUGUCCGCGUUCGAAGAGUCGGGACGAAGGCUCUCUGCAUUGCCGCCAUAGGCCGAAGUCCUUGCUUACACGAUCAUGGCGCUUACUUCCCGACUGUCGUCGCAUCCGUACAUCCUCGACGACGGUCCUCCAGCGCCGGCAUUCGAGGCAUUCACAUCGCAGAGCCUCAAGGCACGUCCAGACCUACAAGCCUUUGGUGCUCGGCGCGAUGCGGUGUGCGAAAAGAUGCAAGUCAAGGCGGUGCAGUUGGCAUGGGAACGAGGCACGCUGGUCGAGGCCUCGGAGGAGACGAUGGCGAGCUGUCAUUUGCUCGACAUUCUCGAGUCUCGCACGGACACCAAGAAGGGAGUGCUUUAUGUCAGCGCAUUUGUAACGCACCUGCGGACGUUGCUUGACGAGCGAGAUACGAUUGGUGGGGGCGUGACAGGUCUUGUGAAACACCCUGGAUGGUCGGCUCUGAUGGUGAGCUGCGUUUUGGAUCGCCCUUCGAUCUGCCGAAUUUGUCCUGCAGAGGACCAUGCACUAAUUUUGAAUUUCCACAUUAGAUGCGAGAGUCCCUAUCAGCACUUCGAAUGGGUCGGCGAUCACAUUUUUAA
Microbotryum saponariae is the source of this 1378-nucleotide messenger RNA. NCBI's taxonomy places the organism in Eukaryota, Fungi, Basidiomycota, Microbotryomycetes, Microbotryales, Microbotryaceae. The record is from the annotation of a GenBank genome assembly.